AUGUCCAUGCAUGAUUCCCACAUCAUGCAGGACAGCAGUGCAUCUUGGGCUCCUUUGAGUGGGACCGGAAAUAUGAUCCAGCGAGCGUGUUUGCCAUUGGGAACAAGUCAACCAAGAAGCAACCAAUCGUCCUCUACUACUGCCAUUGGCAGGCCCAGUGGCAUCAUCGUGCAGACUCCAUCCAAAGGAUUGCUUGACGAGCCCAUCAUGGCUGGUGUGCGCCGCCGGAGAUCAGAUUCCAUUGACGAAUAUGAUAUGACUCAGUCACUAUCACCUUCUCAGACAAAAAAACUCAAGCUGUAUGCAGAUGAAGUUGCCGAGAGGACUGGUUGCCCCCAGGAGGUUCUACACAAUUUCAUCGAUGCUGGAAGUGUUUUCCACAUGCUUAUUGACCUGAAAGCCAACUCAUUCAUAAGGAUUGAUGAGCAGGAAAAGGCCGCUCUUGUUGAUCUAAAAGAACUUAUAGAUUCCAAGGACUUCAGGUCUGCGCUUCAGAGCCGCUUGACGGCAUGUCUCCUGUCACCCAACCUCACUGUGUACGUUGACGACACCCAUAUGAACAUUAUGGAAUUCAUCAAGAAUCAUCAAGAGGUAUUCAAAAUACCAGCUGCGCUAAUCGACGAUGUGGAGCUUUUGGCACAGCUUUCCAAAAUCGUCAGUGAGUUGCUGUCUUCCAUUCGCGGCAACCUCAAGGGAAAGCGCAUGAGCAUCAUGGACACCGCCAAAUCGCUUGCUCACAGUAUAAUUGAGGUUGAUGCUGCUCAUUGGAACAGAUAUGCAUUUUUAUGGUGCUGCUUGCGCAUUUUCCUUAUUGGAAUCGGCAACUACAGAAGUAUCCCCCUUAAAGACCUUUACUCAACCUCACUUCUUCCCUCCCUUCAUCAAGACCUCCGCGUCAAAAUCUCGAAGGCACUCGAUUGUGACAUGGACUUGGAGGAACAAGACCCUGAAGGAGAUAUUGGAGCGACUGACGAUCAUGGCGAUGACUUCGGAGAGGGCGAGCACACCCUAAAAAAUAGAGAGGAAGGCAGUGGGUUUCGCGAGAACAGGGAGGAGGAGGAUGAGGAGGAAGAAGGAGAGGAAAAGACUGGCCAGCAAGAAUCCGAGGUCGAUGACGGCGGCUCUGGAUUCAGCAAAAGGAAAACCGGCAAGGGUCCCAAAUUUACCUCGACGAAAUUUUGGAAUUUCGUCGAUUGCUCACUCCAAGCUAUCCGCCAAGCUGCGCAGCAGGAGGCAGGCCCAAAUCAUAACAUGUCAGCCCAUGGCGCAUAUGAAAAUGCUGUGCGAAACAUACUCGUCGAAUAUUUCCAGAUGGACCUCGCCGAAUUUCCUGGUAGCAUGGUUGUUCCAAAGCUUCUCGCCACCACCAGUCCUCAAUGGCAGACUACUAUUCAGAACUCGCUACUUUGGAACUGA
Messenger RNA from Suillus bovinus, 1416 nucleotides. RefSeq lists its product as uncharacterized. Lineage: Eukaryota; Fungi; Basidiomycota; Agaricomycetes; Boletales; Suillaceae. The record is from RefSeq and is a predicted model, not a curated record. The transcript is spliced from 8 exons. The coding region runs from base 1 to 1416 and encodes 471 amino acids.